UUUCAAUAUUGUUUAUUUCAUUUACUUGUCAUCACAAAAUUGCAUCACGUUGAAAUACACCAUCAGGGUUAAUCUUAUUUUUAUCCAUUUUGGGUAUGUGUUUACUAGGCUUUUGAAUAACACAAAUCGUUCAAAUUUGCUCGACUCUGCAUGAUGUUCCAGUUCCACACUAAAUGAUGCACCUGGAAUUCUGAAUAAUGAUCUCUUACUCCCCAUCUGUGUAUUUUGAUAGGUGCAUGCUGCUUCACUGAUACAUGAUGACUUGCCAAGCAUGGACAAUGAUCCAUUCCGAAGAGGCCAACCUUCAAACCACACAAUCUUUGGGGUUGACAUGGCAAUCCUUGCUGGUGAUGCUUUGUUCCCACUCGGCUUCCGUCACAUUGUCUCCCAUACCUCUUCGGACCUUGUACCUGAGACUCAACUUCUUCGUGUUGUUGCUGAGAUCGCCCGAGCCGUGGGGUCCACUGGCAUGGCUGCUGGUCAGUUUGUUGACCUUGAGGGUGGGCCCAACGCAGUUGAAUUCGUCCAAGAAAAAAAAUAUGGUGAAAUGGGUGAGUGCUCAGCUGUUUGCGGAGGCCUAUUAGCUGGUGCUACGGAUGAUGAGAUUCCGCGGCUAAGAAGGUAUGGACGAGCGGUUGGAGUAUUGUAUCAAGUGGUUAAUGAUGUGUUGGAGGCGAAAUUGAAGAGCGAGGACAAAGACGAGAAGAAGAAGAAAAAGGGUAAGAGUUAUGUGGCGAAGUAUGGGGUGGAGAAGGCUAUGGAGGUGGCUGAGGAUCUCAAAGCACAGGCUAAGAGGGAGUUGGAUAGUUUUGAGAAGUAUGGUGAGAGAGCAGAACCCCUCUACAGCUUUGUAGAUUAUGCUGCUCAUAGAAGUUUUAGUAUUGGUGGAGUUUAA
This is a messenger RNA of Ilex paraguariensis (yerba mate), 895 nucleotides long. The record is from the annotation of a GenBank genome assembly. NCBI's taxonomy places the organism in Eukaryota, Viridiplantae, Streptophyta, Magnoliopsida, Aquifoliales, Aquifoliaceae.